AAGUCUCGUUAGCAAACUUGGGCCCCUCCAUUCAGCGCUUUGCUCUUUCUUUUUGACAGUUUUCCUGACAAUAGCCUGCUAAUAUUCGCUUAUUUUGUGCGGUGAACUCGUAAAACCCUCGGGACGAUACUGCCAAGACAGGCUGUUUUCUUUUGAUAGUUGGGUCGAGAGGUUUAGUGACGUAUUAGCGUCUUUUUCGGUGAUUACAAAUGAUACAAAAUGUAUUUUAUUCUGGGGCCAUUUCACCUGCAUUGACAGGCUUGAUGGCGGGUGAGGCGUGAUCGGCGCGGCCCAGCCAUCAUGACCGAAUGCUUCCUGCCGCCCAGCAGCAGCCCCGCCGAGCAGCGGCGGGCGGAGCACCCGGGCGGCGCGGCGCGCACCCCCAGCUCCGAGGAGAUCAGUCCGACCAAGUUUCCCGGGCUGUACCGCACAGGUGACCCGUCGCCGCCGCAUGAUGGCCUCCACCACGAGGCGCCUGACGCUUAUGUGUCAGACGACGACAAAGAGCACAGCAAGAAGAAGAACAAGUUCAAGAAGAAGGAAAAGCGGACGGAAGGAUACGCCGCCUUCCAGGAGGACAGCUCAGCUGACGAGGCCGAGAGCCCGUCCAAGAUGAAGCGCUCCAAGGGCAUCCACGUGUUCAAGAAGCCCAGCUUUUCCAAGAAGAAGGAGAAGGACUUCAAGGUGAAGGAGAAGUGCCCCAAGGAGGCCAAGGACAAGAAGUCCAAGGACCUGACGGCCGCUGAUGUGGUCAAGCAGUGGAAGGAGAAGAAAAAGAAGAAGAAGCCCACCGCUACCGCCGCUCCCACCGCCGAUGUGGAAAUGCCGCCGGCGGAGAUGCCCACGUUCAGGCCCAUCUUCGGUGUCCCCCUGGCGGAGGCGGUGAAGCGGACCGCGCUAUACGACGGUAUCCAACUGCCCGCGAUCUUCAGGGAGUGCGUGGACUACAUCGAGAACUACGGCAUGAAGUGUGAGGGCAUCUACCGCGUCUCAGGUAUGAAGUCCAAAGUGGAUGAGCUCAAGGUGGCGUACGACCGCGAGGAGUGCCCGUGCCUGGAGGAGUACGACCCUCACACGGUGGCCAGCCUGCUCAAGCAGUACCUGCGCGAGCUGCCCGACAACCUGCUGGGCCGAGACCUGGCGCAGCGCUUCGAGGACGCGUGCGGCCGGCAAGCCGACGCCGACAAGGUGAGCGAGUUCCAGCGGCUGCUGGCCGAGGCGCCGGCCGAGAGCCGCCUCCUGCUCGGCUGGCUGGUCACCCACAUGGACCACGUCAUCGCCAGGGAGGCCGACACCAAGAUGAACAUCCAGAACAUCUCUAUUGUCCUCAACCCCACCAUACAGAUCGGAAACCGGGUCCUGUACAUGUUCUUCACGCACGUAAAGGAUCUGUUUGGCGACGUGGUCCUGAGGCAGGUGGUGCGGCCCCUCCGCUGGUCCAACAUGGCCACCAUGCCGGCGCUGCCCGAGACCCAGGACAGCAUCAAAGAGGAGAUCAGACGACAGGAGUUCCUGCUCAACUGCCUGCACAGGGAUCUGCAGGCCGGCGUGAAGGACUUAUCCAAAGAGGAGCGCUUGUGGGAGGUCCAGAGAAUCCUCACCGCUCUCAAGCGCAAGCUGAGGGAGGCCAAGCGACAGGAGUGCGAGACCAAGAUUGCGCAGGAGAUCGCCAGCCUGUCCAAGGAGGAUGUUUCCAAAGAGGAGAUGACCGAGAACGAAGAGGAGGUGGUUCACCUCUUACUGGCUCAGGAAAAUGAGAUCCUGACAGAGCAAGAGGAGUUGAUCUCUCUGGAGCAAGUAUUGCGCCGACAGAUUGCCGCCGAGAAGGAGGAGAUCGACAGGCUGCGGGCCGAGAUCGCAGACAUCCAGAGUCGUCAGCAGGGCCGUAGCGAAACCGAGGAGUAUUCGUCAGAGAGUGAAAGCGAGAGCGAGGACGAGGAAGAGCUGCAGAUGAUCCUGGAGGACCUUCAGAAGCAAAACGAGGAGCUGGAGAACAAGAACACCCAUCUGAACCAGGCCAUCCAUGAGGAGCAGGAGGCGAUUUUGGAGCUGCGCGUCCAGCUGCGCCUGCUGCAGAACCACAAGUUGCAGCACGAGAUCGCCACGCAGCCGGCGGCCCAUUUGCCGCCGCCGGCCGAGCAAGCCGCGCCCACGCAGCCCAGCCCGGAGGCCCGAGGAGCGGGCGAAGAGCAGGCCAAGGCCACGGACAGCAGCAGCAGCAGCAGCAGCAGCAGCAGCACCGCCGCCGCCGCUGCCUCCGUCGCGGCGCCCGCCGGAAAGACAGUCAAGGAUCCUCCCAAACCGUCACCCAGCAAAGACAGGCGUGACGGCAACAUGUGACGCAAAGUCAAAAGAAAAGGGUAUCGUUACAUAAAAAAUUACAUUUUUACAUCAUUGCCUCAUCUUGUGGCGACAUAUUGAUGAAAUAAUGACAAAUCUGAAAAGUCCCUGAGGUGGCCUUGAAUAUGUGUGUGUCAAUGAGAUUUGAUGCAAAUGCCAUUUUUGACCUGGGAAUGACAGUCAAAAAAAAAUCGUUUCAUCAUGUGACAACAUAUUAACUAAAUACAUACAGAUAUGGAAAGUCCUCAUAGAGGCCUUUAAUAUGAUGUGUGAGUCGAGUUUUGACUUGCUUAUUAGUUCAUUGUCACAAAAAAAAACAUUGCUUAAUUGUAAGGCAACAUAUUGUCUAAACAAUUACAGAUCUGAAACCCGCUAACAGGUUGUUGAGGUUUUUGCAAUUUAGUUUUUUUUAUUAAUUUCUUGUUUAUCGGAAGCAUAGUGACUAAUUACAGAGCUGGAAAGGGCUUUAAUGUUUGAUCCUGAUUGAUUUUUGACCUGUUUAGACAUUUUCAAGCCGAAAAAUGGUUUCAUCAUGCUUUUGUCUCACAGCGAUAUACUGACUUCAUAAUUAUGGAUAUGGCUAGCACUUGUGGCGAUGAUUUUAAUUGGUUUCAAACCUGUGGGCGAUAUUUGUGCAACUGACGGUAAUGAAACCACAAAGCCCACAAAUGCUUCUAAUGUAUGAUAAUGUUCAGUCAACAUAUAUUUUCAUAAAUUCAUGUCAACCUUACACUGUGCCAAAAUGAAGAAAUGAGUGAACAGAACCAAAAAAAAAUACUCGAGUACAUGCAAUGGCUCGAAAUAUUUAAAAAUGUAUAGAUGGAUUCAAAUGAAGCAUUCUCGUAAUAUAUAAAUUAUGUAGAAAUAUAUUGUAGGCAGGAAGGAGCGUUACUGUCUAAUCAUCUCCAUGGUAAUCGUGAUGAUUUCUUGUGUAUUUUUUUUUUUUUUAUUUUGACUGUCCUGUUCUCAUGGCUGUUUGUGGGAGGCGUGGGUGUGAUCUUUAAAUUUCAUGUUCCCCCCAUAUUAUUUUUUUUAAUAUACACAUUAAUUCACUUGUAAUGCUUACUUCUCGUCUAUGAUCUAACGUGUUAUUAAUAAACCUGUGACUGAAACACA
This is a messenger RNA of Syngnathoides biaculeatus (alligator pipefish), 3456 nucleotides long. It is a transcript of the gene ralbp1, whose product is annotated as ralA binding protein 1. The record is from RefSeq and is a predicted model, not a curated record. Lineage: Eukaryota; Metazoa; Chordata; Actinopteri; Syngnathiformes; Syngnathidae. Gene Ontology annotation, molecular function: GTPase activator activity; small GTPase binding. The transcript has 10 exons. Gene Ontology annotation, biological process: positive regulation of GTPase activity; small GTPase-mediated signal transduction; endocytosis. Gene Ontology annotation, cellular component: membrane. Bases 301 to 2340 code for a protein of 679 amino acids.